GUGACGUGAAAUCUUGUCGACGGUUCUUCAUAAACAGCUCGUCAACCACCUCGGUAGCUUGAUAGCCAACAUAGCCGAAAGAUUCAAGCUGUUUAGACGCUUUCUGUGUAUAUUAGCUACUGUGUUUUAGACACACUUCUGUCGUAUCUAUUUGUUAACCUAUUUCAUAUAAUAUUACGGUAUUUUGUAUUAGUCAGCUAUAGUAGCUGGCUGGUUAAAUUAGCACUAGCCUAGUCGCUAAUGAUAGCUAGCUAGCUAACAUCCCCGACCAUGAGCUCCCUAAACUUCUCCCCUCCUGUUAAAGAAGAGGAGGUCUGCUGGACGGAGAAAGAAGCUCUGGGGCUGAACAUUGUCGUGAAAGAGGAGAAGGAAGAAGAGGAUGUCACCGUAAAAAAAGAAGUGGUGGGUGAGGCUGUUACUGUGAAUAAAAAAGAGAUCGACGUUACAGUGAAAGAAGAGGAAGACGCGUUCAGAGUGAAAGAGGAGGAAGAUGUUACUGUGAAGGAAGAGGAUGCUGUUUUUGGAGUGAAAGAGGAAGGAGAGAUUACUGUCACAUUGAAAGAUGAAGAUGAAGAGGAGGAGAUAGAUCUGAUUAAAACCAGAGAGAGAUGGGACUACCAUGGGCCCUCUGGGGAGCCUCAACAACCUCAUGAUGCUGACAAGGCAGAGAAGAGUCUCUCCACAUUAGAACACCUCAAGAAACACCUGGAGAGAUCCACAGAGAAGAGAUCUCACCGCUGCUUUGACUGUGGGAAGAGUUACUCAAGAUCAAGUUCACUAAAGGUACACCAGAGAAUUCACACAAGUGAUAAAUCUCACUGCUGCUCUCACUGUGGGAAGAGUUUUACUCGGUCAUCCAGCCUGAUAUCACACCAGAGAACACACACAGGAGAGAAACCUUAUAGCUGUGCUCAAUGUUUGAAGAGUUUUGUUUCAUCUGGUGGCCUGACAGCACACCAGAGAACACACACAGGAGAGAGACCUUUUAGCUGUAAUCAAUGUGAGAAGAGUUUUACUCAGCUAAGCAGCCUGAUAUACCACCAGAGAACACACACAGGAGAGAAACCUUAUAGCUGUGCUCAAUGUGGGAAGAGUUUUACUACCUCUAGCAAGCGGACAAGACACCAGAGAACACACACAGGUGAGAAACCUUAUAGCUGUAACCAAUGUGGGAAGAGUUUUGUUUCAUCUAGAGUUCUGACUGUACACCAGAGAACACACACAGGAGAUACAUAUUUUAGCUGUAAUCAAUGUGGGAAGAGUUUUGUUUCAUCUGGCGGCCUGACAGCACACCAGAGAACACACACAGGAGAGAAACCUUAUAGCUGUGCUCAAUGUGGGAAGAGUUUUACUAAGUCUAGCAAUCUGACACGACACCAGAGAACACACACAGGAGAGAAACCUUGUAGCUGUAAUCAAUGUGGGAAGAGAUACUCUGAUAAAAGAUAUCUGAUUAAUCAUCAGAAAAUGCAUGAAGGAGUUGUUUCAUGAUAUCAAUUAAUUAAUGUCACAAUGUAGAAUGUUUUAACAUUGUAGUAGGAUUAUUUUAAUAAUGUCACAAUGUUGAAGCCUUAACGUUUGCCCCCUGUUCAAUUGAUUUCAGCAUGCUAUGGAUAUUAGCCUUUUAACAAAGAGUCGUUAUGCUGUUUACUAUGUUGGUGUCCAACUUGAAUCAAAAUGCAACACUAUAAAAUCUAGCAAUCUGUUUUCUACAAAUUGUCUUCUAACCAGGGAUGUACACAUUAUUCCCAGAUUCCGUGUGGUUUUUGAGCUGUUAGUU
This is a messenger RNA of Oncorhynchus kisutch (coho salmon), 1780 nucleotides long. Its product is annotated as zinc finger protein 180-like. The transcript has 2 exons. The record is from RefSeq and is a predicted model, not a curated record. The coding region runs from base 271 to 1491 and encodes 406 amino acids. Lineage: Eukaryota; Metazoa; Chordata; Actinopteri; Salmoniformes; Salmonidae. Gene Ontology annotation, molecular function: RNA polymerase II cis-regulatory region sequence-specific DNA binding; DNA-binding transcription factor activity, RNA polymerase II-specific. Gene Ontology annotation, biological process: regulation of transcription by RNA polymerase II.